UGCUCUUCCCCUCGAAUAACCGCCCAUCCGCCCACCCCUUCCUUCCCUCCAGCUCAUAUGUCUGUCGUCGAGCCUCGGUUUUACUCUUUGCGUAUUGCGCGACUUAACCGUACAUUCAACUGAACUGGAGCGCUACCCGUCCUGUCUGUACCGCCGUCACCACCACAGCAUCCCAAUACACCCGUCAGUCUCCCGACCGUAGCGCUCGCUCACCAUGCCCCCAGCGGGCAGCUCCCGUGGCGCUGGGGCUGCCGCAGCUUCAGAUCGCCGCCAAUCUGCCCGACAAGGUCGUACCAGCGUAACCCGCCCUACGAAUUACUAUGCACGCACAUUUACAAGUCGACUGUCCGCGAUGGACCAAACACCCCCAUCAUCGGCCCCGACACCGGGUUUCUGCCCGGUGCUCACACACUUCAGCCAGGCUGUGGACGCCUUUCCCAAGGAACUCAUCAGAAACUUUUCCAUGUUACCGGAGGUUGAAGCGAAGCUUCAUGACCCGCAGCGAGACCUGGAGCUUCUGCUCGACCAAAUCGCUCAGCUACCCGUACCUACCAUCGCCGAGCGCCGAGCCGCCGACCAACACAAGAAAAGUGGUGAGAAUAGCGCAACCGGAAGCGUCAUGGGGUCGAUGAUGCAUGACGCACCAUCGCGCCAUCAGCUGCUUUCGGUUGAGCUUUUCUCUGCGAACAACGAGAGCCUCUCGCCGGCGGAAAAGGCAGAACUGAAGAAACGCCAACUGUUUUUCCGUUUGCGAGAAGUCAUGGCGAACAUGCUUCCCGCACUUGACGAGAAACUGGUUGUGCUUAACUCAGCGACCAAGACCAAAGACAAGGGUCUCGCCCGCAUGAACCACUCGUACGCCGAGCUGGACAAUGAGAUUAGCCCAGAGGCACGGUAUGGCAGCUUGACUCACUGGGCAUAUGCGGACAAGGAGGAGAAGAAGAAGGGUGGCACUGAGAGAUCCAGGCGAGAGGUCGCUUCAGCCAACAAUUUGGCGGCGGCGGCCCAACACGUCCAUGAGGCGGACUCUAUUGCUGCCAAAAGCGAGGCGAGGCGUGAGGCCGUGCUGGCAAAGCGGAGCAGGAAUCAACAAGUUGACUCGGACUUUGACGACAAGCCUGUCAAGAAGACUCAGAAGCGGAAAGCUAUUGCGACGGAUGCCGCGACGAAUGGUGCUGUUGGGCUGGGCAUCACGAGUAAUCCAGCGGCGCCACAGAGCAAACGUAAGAAGACCGAGAAGGCUCUCGCGGCUGCAACGGCCGCCCCAGCUAUGGAACGGUCGUUGAGCGGCGCCUUACUCGCCUCGACAACAGGACGCGGUGUGACGAGCCCACGAGCCACGCCAGGCGCAGAAACGACCGCAAAGCGAAAGCAACGAGCUGCUCCUGUCCCUGCCCAGCGAAAACGCGCUGCGCCCGCGUACUCGCCGCCUCCUGCAUCAUCCCCGCUGGCUUCAACUUUCGCGAUUUCGAAAGCCACUGGCAACACUACGGAUCGCCCGUCCUCUUCACGCGCAAGAAAGAACUCUAUCGCGAACUCCGUCACGUCAGCCGUACCGGAUCCUUCGACCGGGCCCCGUCCUUCCUCGUCACACUCCAUUCCCCAAAUACCUCCCAGCAACGUGAUCACAGAAUUGGAGCAAGCGGCAGGCAUGGCUCGCGACACCAACUCCAUCAAAGAUGCCUCCACUCCCAAAGAAGUAGUGGAUCAUCCAGCACCCCUUGAGUCGUCCAACCUCAAGACUGAAGAGCAAGAGGCAAUGGCGGUCGAAGACAUGGAGAUUGAUGCUCCUACGUCGGUCCCUAUCACAACAACGCGCGGUGGACGCGCUUCCAAAACAGCAACCCCUCUGGUUGGUACCUUCCCUGAAAUUCCCAUGGCGAGAAGUCGGAGCACACGUACCGCCAAUAACGGGAAUGGCAAUUCGCAGACUUCGUCGGAAAACAACAGUACCACUACCGGCAGUAUCUCUAAGCGUGGUAGCCAGAAGAAGAAUGCGCAAUCCACAGCAGCCGCAGCUCUACCUGCAGGUAGCUCAAAGGCCGGAAAAGAUGCUGUCAAGUCUGGGACCUCUUCCAAGGCAUCGUCAGUGGCCCCUGAUCCUGAAUACAGCGACGGGGGCGAAGAUGGUGACGACGAGCCGCGGUAUUGUUAUUGUAACGAAGUAAGUUACGGUAGUAUGGUGGCCUGCGACAACGAGGACUGUCCCCGAGAGUGGUUCCAUCUCGCUUGUGUCAAUAUGGACAAAGCCCCCAACGCGCGGACAAAAUGGUAUUGCAGCGAGGAGUGCAAAGAGGCCGCCGCUCGUGCCAGCGGCAAGGCCAAGGGUGGACGCCCGGGAAGCAGUAGACAAUAGGAACUCGGAAGGCGUUCAAGGAGUUCAGGGUCCGGAUCUGGGUCUAAGGUAAAACGGACGGGCAAGCUUGGCCUUUGGGAUGGCUGGAAUGCUCUCUGAUUUUGGGUUUCACUUUAGACCUGGGUCCACUGGCGUUGGGAACGGGAAACAACGGGCUCUUGGAUUUCUCUGGCACACUUCACCGCAGCGGAUGAUUAUGGGUCUUUCUUGGGUAUUUGCUAUUUCAUGGUUUUUUGCAUUGGGAUCUGUUCGACUUCGCUUUCUUCAUGUGUGUUUUGGACAAUGCAACGGCAUAUCUCCGAGUCGUCAGUUAUUCGCUAGGAUCGCGAUACUAGCAACGUGAUGGAGCUUAUUCGAAUAGAGAAAUCUCUACACU
Molecule: messenger RNA, 2732 nt
Organism: Westerdykella ornata
Lineage: Eukaryota; Fungi; Ascomycota; Dothideomycetes; Pleosporales; Sporormiaceae
Exons: 1
Coding region: 215-2356 (713 amino acids)
Biological process (GO): regulation of DNA-templated transcription
Cellular component (GO): Rpd3L-Expanded complex; Rpd3L complex; nucleus
Source: RefSeq, a predicted model, not a curated record